Molecule: messenger RNA, 2468 nt
Organism: Tarenaya hassleriana
Lineage: Eukaryota; Viridiplantae; Streptophyta; Magnoliopsida; Brassicales; Cleomaceae
Product: cation/calcium exchanger 2
Exons: 1
Coding region: 571-2247 (558 amino acids)
Biological process (GO): transmembrane transport; monoatomic cation transport
Cellular component (GO): membrane
Molecular function (GO): monoatomic cation transmembrane transporter activity
Source: RefSeq, a predicted model, not a curated record
CGAAACGUUCAUGGGAAUGGAGGACGACGCUUGAUCGAUAACGAAGCCGACACCUGUCCUCUUCUUCGUUCCCAAAAAGAAAAGGCUAAGGAAUGAACUUUUCUCUGACGGUGGUUUUAAAGUGAGUGUGUUUUCUUCUUCUUCUUCUUCUUCUUCUUCUUCUUCUUCUUUCCCAUUAACUUCGUUUCUCACAGAGCCAGAGAACCGGAGAUUCUGUCCAUCUCGGUUUACGGUUGAAAGAUUUUCCGUUCCCAAAAUUCUGUUAUUUUUCCAAAAAAAAAAGGUUAGUUCUUUUCUUCUUCCGGAUCGAGUUCGUGUGCGCAACCCAUUUCGUUUCUAAGGGCGAUUGAUGAUGAUGAUGAUGACGAUUAUACCCGAUUGGUGUUUCGUUUUCGUUUGAGGGAAAAGGGUUGAUUUUACAUGCUUUUAGGAGGGAACCCAGUUAAUUGUUUGUUGAUUUUCGACGAAAUCCUAAUGCUUUUUAAUGUUCUCUGAUGAAAGGUACUUAAUUUUUCUUUUUUUCUCGUCAUUUUGAUUCCGGGUUUCUGGGCACCGCUGGGUUUUCCUUUGAUGGGUUAUCUGUCUUCCUCGAGAUAUGUUCGUUUCUUGAACAUCUCCUUCGUUGUCAUCUCUUGUGUUCUAUUGAUCUUUUCUGCGAAUCCGGCUGAUUUCCCUGUCCAAAGAAACACUGUCCUAAAUCCUAAUCCUGAGAACGACUGUAGUGUCCUGAAAGACUUGCAUGACUACAAAUCCAAGUGCCUUCACCUGAAAUCCAUAGGCCCGUGCGUUGAUCAAGGUUUCAUAGACUAUCUAUCGUUUUUGUACUGCAAUUUCGAUGGAUUUCCAGUGUUGGGUCAGUUUCUCCUGUUCCUCUGGCUCCUUGUCCUGUUCUAUCUGUUGGGUGACACAGCAUCAGAGUACUUCUGUUGUUCUCUCGAGAGUCUGUCAAAGUUGCUUGAUUUGUCUCCAACUAUAGCCGGUGUGACCUUGUUGUCACUUGGCAAUGGAGCGCCUGAUGUGUUUGCGAGUUUGGUCUCUUUCAUGGGCAAGUCAGGGGGCACUUAUGAUGUUGGUCUGAACACAGUUGUGGGAGGUGCCUUCUUUGUCUCCUGUGUUGUGGUUGGAAUAAUAAGCAUCUUGUUACACCAGGAACACGUCCACAUUGAAAAAAAUGCGUUUCUGAGGGACAUUUGCUUCUUCCUCAUGGUUAUUGCAUCAUUGGUCGUGAUUUUGGUCCAUGGAAAGAUCAAUCUUUUGGGGGCAAUUGGGUUCUGUUCGCUGUAUGCUGUGUAUGUGGUCAUUGUGUAUCUCUACUGGAGGUUCGGAAGAGAGGCUUUUGAAUUUGAUCCCGAGUCAAUCCACCGGAAUGAUGUGAGGGAACCGAUCUUGCAGAAAGACAGAACUGUUCACAUUGAGGAGAGGGUGUUUGAAGAGGCCUGUAGGACAGAAGGCAGUUCCGAGAGAAAGUAUUGUUGUAGACUGCUGAUCCGAGCUAUCGAACUGCCUCUUAACCUGCCUAGAAGAUUGACAAUUCCUGUUGUGAGUGAAACCAAAUGGUCUAAACCGAUAGCAGUUGCCUCAAGCACAUUUGCUCCGAUCCUUCUGGCAUCCCUAUGGAACUGGGCCUGCAGUGGAAUGGGCGUGGAUACAAGCCUUGCUUACGGGAUUGGGUGUUUUCUCGGCAUAGUUCUUGGUUUCCUUGCGUCAGCGAAAACCGAGAAAUCAAACCCGCCAAAGAGAUGGCUACUGCUUUGGCUGAUAGGUGGUUUCGUGAUGAGCAUGACAUGGACAUACAUCUCGGCUCAAGAGCUGGUGGCUCUCUUAACCUCAUUAGGGUACGUUUUCGGGAUAAGCCCUUCAAUCUUAGGAUUAACGGUCCUCGCCUGGGGCAACUCCUUGGGGGAUCUGAUAACAAACGUGACAAUGGCGCUUCACGGCGGGACUGAAGGCGCCCAGGUUGCGAUAUCAGGAUGUUACGCAGGUCCUAUAUUCAAUACCCUUUUCGCCCUCGGGAUAUCGCUCGUGGGAUCGACGUGGAGGAUCCACCCGACGAGCAUCGUGAUCCCGAUGGAGCCGGAGCUGUUGGAGAGCCUAGGGUUCUUGGUUGCAGGGCUUGGCUGGGCAAUGGUGAUGCUGACCAGGAACAGGAUGAAGCUCAGUGGAGUGAUGGGCAUUGGGCUUUUGGUAAUUUACUUGGCUUCUUUGUCCCUCAGGCUUGUCCAAACCAUUGCAGAGUCUUCUCACUAACUACACACGUUUUUUUUUUCUAUAAAAUGAAAGUGACAAACGUAGGGGUAGUAUAGUAUGUAUGGUAUGGUCGAUGACAUACAUAGAGAUGAUUGUUCAAAUCGACGGCUUGUGUAUAUACAUAUUCAUAUAUAUAUAUAUGUAUAUAUGCAUUGAAAAUUCUUCUGUAACGAUUGUAUUUAUAUAUAUAUAUCUGAUUAUGUGGUUGUGGUAAUGUCAAA